AUGCCAUCGUUAAGUUCUUCAACAACCACUGAAGAUAUGGACGUUAUUAACUGCAGUUUUCAGGUCUUGAUACGGUUCCCACACACCAUGUCUGCACGCCUCACAGCCAUCGUUACUUGUAUUAUUAGCUCACUGGGCUUGAUGGCUGCUGUGUCAUGCAAUACGUUAUUUAUCGUAGCCUUUGCGCGGACGCGAGAACUUCGUACGUACGCGAAUCUAUUCCUUGUCAGCCUAUCAUGUACUGACUUACUUGUAGGCUCCAUUGUCGAGCCACUGUAUAUAACGCGGCAAACUCUGGCGCUAUCAGGAAUAGAUGACUGUGGUGUUUGGAUCGCUUACUUGACAAUGGCACUGUUCUGUACGGGUGCAUCUUUUCUGAACCUCACUUUAAUAAGCUGUGAGAGAUAUGUCGCAAUAUUUUCCCCACUAAACUACAUGCGACUGGUGACAAAAUCUCGCGUUUUGAGCAUAAUUGGUGGAGUGUGGCUAGCGUGGGUAACACUGACCUGUGUGCGUUUUGCUGGAAUACCAAACCGUAUUGUAUACCUGAUUUGUUUCGCUGUCAUUGGCUCAUGCUAUGCUAUUACGGCUUUUGUCUACUUCUUUAUUUUCCGAGAGGCCAGAAGACAUCAUCGAAGGAUCGUUAGCGAACAACAAAACUAUGAUCCUCUCGCUCCGAGUGUAGCGCGCGAAACUAAACUUGCCAAAACGAUGGCGUAUAUAUUUGGUGCGUUGUUGGUUUGUUACCUACCCGGGAUGACAAUUUUACUUAUUCGCACAAUUAAAGGCGACUCGCCUCAAUUAUUGUACAAUUACUACCCAUGGGCAGAAAACUUAAUUUUUUUGAACAGUGCUCUGAACCCAAUGAUUUACUGCUGGCGCAAUCGUGAAAUACGCCGGGCAGUUUUUCGGGUUAUCAAUCCAGUGUUAAGUCAGAUGUUCAACCGCCAUAUCGCCUCCUCGAUAAAGGUGGGGUAUGUUAACGAAGUUGGAUCUAGGACUCCGAAAACUGAAUACGCAACCUGUGUUUCUGGCAGAAGAGUUCAAACAUCUCCCAUAACAAGAGACGUCGAGAUACAAUCAGUUUGCUCAAGGGAGUAA
Pocillopora meandrina is the source of this 1101-nucleotide messenger RNA. The record is from the annotation of a GenBank genome assembly. Lineage: Eukaryota; Metazoa; Cnidaria; Anthozoa; Scleractinia; Pocilloporidae.